Molecule: messenger RNA, 1533 nt
Organism: Aspergillus glaucus CBS 516.65
Lineage: Eukaryota; Fungi; Ascomycota; Eurotiomycetes; Eurotiales; Aspergillaceae
Product: pseudouridine synthase PUS4
Exons: 1
Coding region: 161-1396 (411 amino acids)
Biological process (GO): mRNA pseudouridine synthesis; tRNA modification
Cellular component (GO): mitochondrion
Molecular function (GO): pseudouridine synthase activity; RNA binding
Source: RefSeq, a predicted model, not a curated record
AACUCAACCAUUUCCCAGGACUCAAUUGAGCUCCUCUUAUCACGAAAUCUUCAUAUCUACCAGCGCAUUCCUGAAUUCUUUGAUCUAUACCCCAGGAUCACAACUACGAGCUACCCAGCUAAUGAGCCUACCCCGAGGCUUCCGACUCUUUCGCACAACUAUGUCCGGCGAAAAGAUCUAUGAAGGCGUCCUCGCCGUCUAUAAACCCCAAAGCGUGACCUCCGCCGACGUAAUCCGCAAGCUGCAAUCUCACUUCAAACCCUCUGAGCUCUUCCGCCCCUGGAUCGAGCACGAGCGCGCCGAGCGCGCCCGUUCCUCCUCCCGCGAAGCGAAAUUCUCCCGCAAGCGCAGGAACAAGAACGUCGAUGUGAAGAUCGGACAUGGCGGUACCCUUGACCCCCUUGCCACGGGCGUGUUGGUUACGGGUGUGGGCAAGGGCACGAAGCAGUUGAAUGAUUUUUUGGGAUGUAAGAAGACGUACGAGGCGGUCGUUGUGUUUGGGGCGGAGACGGAUAGCUAUGAUCGGGUUGGGAAGAUUGUGAGGCGCGGGCCGUAUGCGCAUGUCACGCGCGAGGGGGUGGAGAAAGCGCUUGCGCAGUUCCGGGGAAAGAUCAUGCAGCAUCCGCCGGUUUUCUCGGCAUUGAAGGUGAAGGGGAAGAAGUUGUAUGAGUAUGCGCGGGAGGGGCAGCUGCCGCCGAUUGAGAUCCAGGCGAGGCCGGUGGAGGUUUCGAAUCUGGAGAUUCUGGAGUGGUAUGAGCCGGGUACGCAUGAGCAUAAGUGGCCUGAGGAGGAGGCGCCGGAGGAGGAGAAGUCUGUUGCAGAGAAGUUGCUUGCAAAGGAUGAUGCGCUUCCUGUUGCUGUAUCUGCAGAAGAGGGACAGCCUGAAAAGCAGGUGCUCGAGACUUCAUCCGCAACAAAGCGUCCUGCAGAGAGCCAGGAAGAAGAGAAAGAACAGCCCACUGCUACAACAACAGAAGUGACACCCGAUGACUCCGUUCCAGCACCGAAAAAGCAGAAGGUAUCCGAUGACGCCGCACAAGACGCACCCGUGGAACAACCAGCAGUCACCGAAACCACUGAGACCACCGAAACCUCCGAAUCCAACCCUGGAUCUAACGAACUCCCUCAACCCCCUGCCGUCAAAAUCACCAUGACCGUCUCCUCCGGCUUCUAUGUCCGUUCCCUCGCGCACGACCUAGGAAAAGCCCUUGGUAGCUGCGCCCUCAUGAGCGAGCUCUCCCGCACGCGCCAGGCGGACUUUACACUUGAUUCUGAUAAGAUCCUCGAGUACAAGGAUUUGGAUGCUGGAGAGGAAGUCUGGGGCCCGAAGGUGCAAGGGUUCUUGGAGGAAUGGGAGAAGAAGAGGGAGAGAGACGCGAAGGCUGGUUCUUCGUGAUUAUCUUGUAUAUAUCUGAAACCUUCAUAAAAGUUUACGGUUCAAGGGCAAUAUUCUACAUCUCCAGUCUGUCCCAGCUACUCAAAAUGCACAAUAUCAAUGAUUCUCCGCAAGUUACCAGGAUGGAGCAUACUCCG